AUGAAGAUUAUUUUGCUGUUGAUAACAGUUGAAGUGUACAUCAACUUGAUUUAUCAAAGUGCUGCAUACAAUAGCGGUUGGCACCAGAAGGUACGGUUUAGAAGAAGACGCGCUUCUGAGUCAAAUGAUAUUAACAAUCCAUGUAACUACACUGCCCCGAUUAAACCUAAUUUCUCUGCGCCUAACAGAAGAAUAAGUGAAGUGAGUUUAUUAUGGAGACAAAAACAGCCCGGGCCAUCUUAUGUUCCUGUCGUUAUAGGUGGUCGAAAUACGGAAACUGGAGAAUUUCCUCAUAUGGGUGCCAUUGGUUGGAGAGCUGCUGUUGGAACAUGGAUUUUUAAGUGUGGCAGUUCUUUAAUUAGCUCGAAAUUCCUCUUGACCGCAGCUCAUUGUUCCCGGGUCUCUUCCAGUGAUGCCAGCGUAGCUAAUCCAGUUCCAGAGAUAGUCAGACUUGGUGAUAAAAAUAUAAUUGAUGUAUAUUCUAAGAAUGUAUUUCCUCAAGAAGUAAGGAUCAAAAGAAUAAUUAAUCACCCAAACUUUAAGCCACCUAAAAAAUAUUUUGAUGUUGCACUAAUCGAACUAGUCGAUGAAGUAGUGUUCACCAGAUUUGUGCAACCAGCGUGUCUUUGCUCUAAAUUUAAUACGCAUGAGCUUGGAAAAAAGGCCAUUGUUACUGGCUGGGGUAUUGUUGAAACAGCUGGAAAAAAGAGAUCCCCAGAACUACAAGCUGCAGUGGUGGAUAUUAUAAAUUCUAAUAAGUGCGAUAAUUUGUUAAGACGUUACUAUAGUAGACUAUGGUGUGGUGUUGAAUCGCACCAAAUGUGUGCAGGCAAACUCGCUGGAGGAAUAGAUGCCUGCCAGGGUGACUCUGGAGAACCUUUGCAAGUAAAAAUCCCAUUACCAACAAAGACACAAGAUUCUAUGUACUACGUCAUAGGCGUGACAUCAUUUGGAAUAGGUUGUGCUUUGCCCAAUCUCCCUGGAAUGUAUACGAGGGUGUCCAGCGUCAUAGAUUGGAUCGAAGACAUAGUGUGGCGAGGACUGUCACUAUAA
This is a messenger RNA of Leptosia nina, 1053 nucleotides long. Lineage: Eukaryota; Metazoa; Arthropoda; Insecta; Lepidoptera; Pieridae. The record is from the annotation of a GenBank genome assembly.